GAACACCACCAGGCUCCUCCUCUCCAUGUUAAUGUGACAGUAGCAUCUCCAGCUCGGAGACAAUCCUCCUCUCAUUCAACUAUGUGAUCUGUUUUUCCCACACUGCUCCUCUCUUCUUCUUCUUCUUCCUCCUCCUCUCAUCCCCCUCUCCUCCUCCUCUUCUCCGGCUCAAUCAAUGCUCGCUCCCCGUCAGGCAGCUGCCUUUCUCCGGGGGAAGUUACUUUAAACAGUUCACUCUGAAGUUUACUUUUUUAGUUGUUUUAAAUAUAUAUAUUUGUAAUUAUCGGACAUGACCACUAUGGCAACUGCGGCUGCUCUGGCUCUGCUCCCCGCGGCUUCGCUCGGUCACCACCCGGCGCCGAGUUCCGUCUCCCCGGCCACCAACUCCCCGCCGCCCGCCGCCACCUCCGCAGCGUCCUCCCCGGCUCCUCCGGUGGCGCACCCGGCGCUGCUGCACCAGUUCCGCGCGGACCUCUUGCUGGCGAACGGCGCCGCGCUCAAGAGCGGAGGAGCCCCGGUGUCCGGCGGCGCAAAGCCCGUGUACGCCACCCCGUCGCCCGUGGAGAGCACGCCGCAGAACAACGAGUGCAAACUGGUGGAGGUGAAAGGUGCCAAGCUGGCCUCGUUCACGGUGAAGGACACGGAGCUCAUCUGUCUGCCCCAGGCGUUCGAUGUGUUCCUCAAGCACCUGGUCGGCGGGCUCCACACCGUCUACACCAAGCUCAAACGCCUGGACAUUUCCCCGGUGGUGUGCAACGUGGAGCAGGUCCGGGUGCUGCGGGGGCUCGGGGCCAUCCAGCCCGGGGUGAACCGGUGCAAGCUCAUCUCCAGGCAGGACUUCGAGACGCUCUACAGCGACUGUACCAACGCCAGAACUCCGAUGGUGACCAACUACAUGGGUCAUCAAUCCAAUACGCCACAGAGAUGUUUGGAUAAAGGGGCUAAAUUGGAUGGGAUUUGUGGUUUCCUGGUGCCUCAGUCGGCUGUUGUGGGGACCACAUGCUCCUAA
Paralichthys olivaceus (Japanese flounder) is the source of this 1009-nucleotide messenger RNA. Lineage: Eukaryota; Metazoa; Chordata; Actinopteri; Pleuronectiformes; Paralichthyidae. The record is from RefSeq and is a predicted model, not a curated record.